AUGGCAGAUGCAAAUAUUUCGAAAAAUUAUUUGGAAAACGAGUGUCAAGCCCUGGGAAUUUCUACUGACGGGGUAAAAUCCGAUCUUGUACAGAGAUUGCGCAAACACUUGAAAGGAAAAAACCGUGCAUUCAGUCACGAGUCAGAGGGAUCUUAUAGAAGUGAAGGAGGUGAUUCUAAUACUCAACUACUUGAUGAUGGUUUGGAAACGACAGAAAUGCAGAACUUGAGUUUACAGGCAAAAACACUAAAAGAAUUAGCUUACCAAUCUAGAAAAGGAAAUGCGGCAGGAAUCCCACCCACCAGAGAACAAUCAUCCACCCAUAGUAUUUAUAGGUCUGAGCCAACUCAUGCACAAACAGAAAACAAAAAGAAACGACCAUUGCUAAACGAAGAGGGUGGAGACCAGGAUUUGAUCAGUAAUCGAAUGUUGAUAGAGUUUAAGAGGCUCGAAAACGCUAUGAUAAAUAUAAAUGACAAGUUAAACACAGUUACGGCACACGUACAAGGUACUAGGCACAAAGUUGAAGUCAAUGAGACCUUGCAAUGGAAUCAAGAAGCACUAGUAGCAGAAGGAUAUGGUUGGGAUAUAGCAUCAGCUCUUCCUGAUACACAAGAUAAUUGGUCAAAAGGAAAAGACUCAUUAAUAGAAAAAGCAAAAACCCUAGUAGAAGUGAUAAAAACCAAACAUCAGAGAAUAUAUGAGUCAUCAAAGUCAAGUAACUUUGGUCGUUGGAAUGAUG
Molecule: messenger RNA, 742 nt
Organism: Acaulospora morrowiae
Lineage: Eukaryota; Fungi; Glomeromycota; Glomeromycetes; Diversisporales; Acaulosporaceae
Source: the annotation of a GenBank genome assembly